Molecule: messenger RNA, 3780 nt
Organism: Myzus persicae (green peach aphid)
Lineage: Eukaryota; Metazoa; Arthropoda; Insecta; Hemiptera; Aphididae
Gene: Cul3
Product: cullin-3
Exons: 14
Coding region: 1-2298 (765 amino acids)
Biological process (GO): protein ubiquitination; ubiquitin-dependent protein catabolic process
Cellular component (GO): Cul3-RING ubiquitin ligase complex
Molecular function (GO): ubiquitin protein ligase binding
Source: RefSeq, a predicted model, not a curated record
AUGAUGAACGGCGUACCUAAGAAACGCACCAACUUGCGCAUCAAAGCUUUCCCGAUGUCAAUGGAUGAUAAACUAAUUGAUAAUAUUUGGGUGUUAUUGAAAAAUGCUAUCCAAGAAAUUCAAAAGAAAAACAAUUCCGGUCUAAGCUUUGAAGAACUUUACCGAAAUGCUUAUACCAUGGUAUUGUUGAAACAUGGUGAGAAAUUGUAUACUGGUAUGAAGGAAGCUGUAAUAAACCAUUUAGAGAAUAAGGUUAGAGAAGAUGUUCUAAAGGCAUUAAAUAAUAAUUUUUUACACGUUUUAAAUGUUGCUUGGAAUGACCAUCAAACUUCAAUGGUGAUGAUACGGGACAUAUUGAUGUACAUGGACCGAGUUUAUGUUAAGCAUAAUGAAGUUGAUAAUGUUUAUAAUUUGGGUCUCGUUUUGUUCCGCGAUCUAAUUGUUCGCUAUGGAUAUAUUCGUGAUCAUCUUCGGAUGACACUAUUAAAUUUAAUAAAACUUGAAAGAAAAGGUGAAGUAGUUGAUCGAAUAGCCAUUAAAAAUGCAUGUCAAAUGUUAAUGAUUCUUGGAAUUACUGGGCGUAUUGUUUAUGAAGAAGAUUUUGAAAAACCAUUUUUGGAACAAUCUGCUGAAUUUUAUAAAAUGGAAAGUCAAAAGUUCUUAGAUGAAAAUAGUGCAUGCAUUUAUAUUAGAAAAGUUGAAUCUAGAAUUAUGGAAGAAUCAGAUCGAGCAAAACAUUACUUAGAUGAUUCAACUGAGAGUCGAAUUGUUGAGGUUAUUGAAAUCGAACUAAUUAAAAGAAAUAUGAAAACCAUUGUUGAGAUGGAAAAUUCUGGUGUUGUAUACAUGUUGAAGAACAACAAAAUUGAUGAUUUAGCAUGCAUGUACAAGCUAUUGUCCCGUGUUUCUGAAGGUUUAAAAACCAUGGCUGAUAGUGUUAGCCAGUAUUUGCGAGAAUUGGGAAAAUCACUUGUACAAGAACAAGAUAUUAAUACUAAUGCAGUCAACUAUAUUCAGAGUUUGCUGGAUUUAAAAGAUAGAUUUAAUUUUUUCUUGGUUCAUUCUUUUAACAAUGAUAAGAUGUUUAAACAAAUGAUUGCUGCUGAUUUUGAAUAUUUUUUCAACAUCAAUUCCAAGUCACCAGAAUAUUUAUCUUUGUUUGUGGAUGAAAAAUUGAAAAAGGGUGUGCGUGGGUUAACUGAAAAUGAUGUAGAAAUAGUCUUGGACAAAGCUAUGGUCAUUUUCCGCUUUCUUCAAGAAAAAGAUGUAUUUGAAAGGUAUUAUAAACAGCAUUUAGCCAAGAGAUUACUUUUAAAUAAAUCUGUCAGCAACGACAAUGAAAAAAAUAUGAUCUCAAAACUCAAGACUGAGUGUGGCUGUCAAUUCACUUCAAAACUGGAAGGUAUGUUCAAAGAUAUGUCUAUAUCUAACACCAUCAUGGAAGAAUUUAAAGAAUAUGCCGCUAAGUCUAAUAAUCCAUUUUUACAUGCUGUGGAUCUUACGGUGAGAGUAUUAACCACAGGGUUCUGGCCUACCCAUGCAUUAUCAAAGUGCAAUGUACCGUUAGUUCCUAGGAGUGCUUUUGCAGAAUACCGAAUAUUUUAUCUGGGUAAACAUAAUGGACGGCAACUAACAUUGCAACCACAACUUGGAUCAGCUGAUUUAAAUGCUGUAUUCUAUGGUUCAAGACGAUCAGACAAUGAAUUAUCUACAAGUGUAUCUUCUUCAGCGAAUUCUCUCAAUCCAUCUACCGUGAGAAAACACAUAAUUCAAGUGUCGACUUAUCAGAUGUGUAUUCUAUUAAUGUUCAAUACUCAUGAAAAAUUAUCUUUUGAAGACAUACGAAGUGAAACCGAUAUUCCUGAUAAAGAUUUAAUUAGAGCAUUACAAUCUUUAGCAUUGGGAAAACCCUCACAGCGUAUACUUUUGAAGACUCCUAAAUGCAAAGAAAUAGAAUUAACUCAUGAAUUUUGUGUUAAUGAGUUAUUUACUUCGAAAUUGCAUAGAGUGAAAAUCCAAACAGUUGCAGCUAAAGGUGAAACUGAACCAGAAAGAAAAGAAACUAGAAGCAAGGUAGAUGAGGACCGUAAGCAUGAAAUUGAAGCUGCUAUUGUACGCGUUAUGAAAUCUCGGAAAAAAAUGAUUCAUAACUCCCUUGUAUUGGAAGUUGUUGAACAACUCAGAGUCAGAUUCUUACCUUCUCCCGUUAUUAUCAAAAAAAGAAUCGAAGGACUAAUUGAAAGGGAAUACCUUGCAAGAUCAGCAGAAGAUAGGCGGACUUAUCUUUAUGUUGCCUAAAAUGUGUAUUUAAAAUUGUAUAUUAAGUCUUCCUAUGUAAAAAUUGACAACUGAAGAUUAUGCAGUAUCAUGCUAAGAUGUAACACUAUAUAUUUUAGCUGAAUAAUUUUUGAUUGAAAUGUGGUUUUAGUAGAAAUGGUGUACCUGAAAUGCACAUUUUGAGAAAAUUCCAAAAGUUUCUUACAGAUUUGCAUGAACAACUUUUGUAUUAAGUUUUUUUCAAAUAACUUAAUGAUUACUAAGUUUAAGUAAUUUUAAAUCUGAUUAUAAUUAUCUAUUUAUCUGUUGUUCACACAUAUCUAUUUUGCUUCGUUAAUUUACUCCAAUUUUAUUUUACUCAUUCACAUAAUAGUAUUAUACAGAAUAAUUUAUGAUAACAAAAAAUACAAAUUUGUUAUUUAUUAGAUAUUAUUAAUUAACUUACCAACUUUUCGUGUUCAAAUAGGAAUAAUGAACAACAUAAUUUUGUAAAAAAUGGGAAUUAUCCAUUAAGUAAAAUUCUAAUAUUGUCUGCUUAGUAAUGUAUAUCAUUUUUUAUACAACAAUUUUUCAUCUGAAUCCGUAGACAUAAAUUGGAGUUGCUGACGAAAAAGGUUAGGUUAAGUAGGAACUUGUCUCAAAAUGUAUAAUAAACACUCCUGAGAACUCUUGUUUCAAUCUAAUAUUAAACAUCUAUUAUAGUGUUACCUCUUAGCAUGGCAAAAAAUGUAUAUAUUAAAUUAGGGACCCGUCGUUCCUAUUAAAAAAAAUAAAAUCAUAAGAAUAAAUGAACAAUAUAUACUUAAUAGAUUCCUUAAUGUUUUUCAUACAAAGAGAAUAUUUAUCGAGCAAUGUUAUAAUUUUGUAACAAAUGUACAGGUGCUACACGGUAUCAUGAUCCAGUGAUAAUUUCCAGUCACUAUUUACAAAAACCAAAAAAUAUAUUAAUCAUAAGUUUAAUGUGAUAAUGAUCGUUUUCAUCUAUGGUCUUCUUGUAUUGUAAGAAUAAAAUAUGUUUAUUCCAUUUUAAAUAUAUUAUCAAAUGAACUCGAAUUGUUGUUUAUUUCAGGACAAUCUUUAUUGCACAUAAAUAAUAAAAAAAAAUUUUUUUUCAUACUGAAAUAUAACCAUAAUACUAUACUAGAUAAUUAUUAUCAACACAAUUAAGAUUUAUAUAGUAUUGAUAUUAAAUAAUUGUUUUAUACAUUUUUUUUUCAUAUUGAUUGCAUUUCAAUGAAUAAUUUUAUGAAAAAUUAAUUUUUAAGUUAUCAUGUUUCUAAUGAGCCAUUUUGGUAUUUAUAUGGAAACGAUUUUCUACAUUCCAUUUUUGGAAUAUUUUAGUAUGGUCACACGUACAUAUUUGUCGUGUGUUACUAAACCAUGGAAUUUUUGUUUUCCAUUAAUAGUAAUUGUAUGCUUUAAUUAAAUUAAUAUAAUAUAAUGUCUUAGAAAAUUUUUUUUUUUUGUUUGUUCUCUAUUAACAAGUUAUAUAAGUCUUAACAC